AUGAACGAUACGCAUCCCACUCUAUGCAUACCAGAGCUGAUAAGAAUAUUGAUAGAUGUGAAGGGUUUGGACUGGAAGGAAGCAUGGGGAAUUGCACGAAGAACUGUGGCCUACACUAACCAUGCUGUUCUACCCGAGGCUCUGGAGAAAUGGAGUUUAAACCUUCUGCAGGAACUGCUUCCCCGGCAUGUUGAGAUCAAUAAAAUGAUUGAUGAGGAGCUCAUAAAUACCAUAAUUGAGGAGUAUGGCGUGGAGGAUCUUGAAUUUUUGCAACAAAAACUGAAACAAAUGAGAAUUUUGGACAACAUAGAGUUACCUGCCUCCAUCUUAGAGCUGCUUGUUCCAUCAGAUGAAAGCCCUGUUUUUGAUCCGGUUGAAGAAAAUGAAAGUCCUGAAUCUUCUGCUGAAGUAAUAGAACCUUCUGACGAAGAAGAUCAAUCUGAAGGACAUGAGGCAGAGGAUACUGAGAACAAGGUGACAUUUAAACCAGACCCAAAACUGCCAAAGAUGGUCCGCAUGGCUAAUCUCUGUGUUGUUGGUGGGCAUACCAGUAAAUGGGGUUGCUGA
Messenger RNA from Ilex paraguariensis (yerba mate), 567 nucleotides. The record is from the annotation of a GenBank genome assembly. Lineage: Eukaryota; Viridiplantae; Streptophyta; Magnoliopsida; Aquifoliales; Aquifoliaceae.